Molecule: messenger RNA, 1504 nt
Organism: Aspergillus nidulans FGSC A4
Lineage: Eukaryota; Fungi; Ascomycota; Eurotiomycetes; Eurotiales; Aspergillaceae
Exons: 1
Coding region: 1-1401 (466 amino acids)
Source: RefSeq, a predicted model, not a curated record
AUGUCGGCAGACUUGUUCGCAGAGUUCGGAUAUGCAGCAUCUGCUAGCCAGCCUUCACAAGCUGCAUGUCAGCAAGCAGUUUUAACUCAGGAUGCAACACUGGUACCCGGCCUGGAUUCAUUCGAAGACGCUACACCGUCCCAACUCUCUCCUCGCCAUCCGCACGAGCUCAAGCAGCCGUCAUCCCAGCCAAGCUUCCAGAAUCAGCUCAAGCAAUUAGACGAUUUCGGAGAUUUUGAGCUACCACAGGGCGGGAAUAAUAAUGAUGUGCUCUUCGACGCCACCCUCGAGAGGUGUUCGGAUAACGGCAGCGAUGAUUGGGGUGAUUUUGAGUCCGCAGAAGUUACUGUUGGGCAACUCGCCCAAAAUCCGACUUCCGAGUCAGUUAAGAGUGAAAAAGCUGUGAGCAAGCCGGUGCCCAAGGCUCCACCAAACCACAAUUCAGCUUCACGAUCGUUAGGAACACCGGAUCUCUUGGGGCCCAUGGAAUCAAUUACAAUACAGAACAAGCCGAUGGCUAGUGGUCAUCAAGGCAAUAAAAAGCCUGGGGGUACAAUAAAUCGCAGUAACGUACAGUACACCAAACCAAGACUGCCCGUGGAAGACGAACCCUUCGAAGACUGGGGAGAUUUCUCUGAUGGACCUACGGAGGCUAGUCAAAACUCCAACUUGGAGGUCCCUGAGUCCCAAGUCUCCGGCAAGAGGAAAAACUUGGCGCAGCCAUCAAAAGCCACUGCAAGCCUAAGAGCGCAGACUAGCAAACAGUCGUCAUCGACGGUACAAGUUCGCCCAACGAAUAUUCCACCUCCGUCGAUUUUAUUAGAGCUAUUUCCUCAGCUUUUUGAGCGCCUGCGCCAAGAGGGCACCAAAGCGAAGAGAAAUCUGCAACAGAAGGAUACUCUAAAUUCAAUAGCUGAGUCUAUCACUUGCACUCUAAAGACUGUUGCGAGGAUUGUUGCAGGCCGGACUCUACGAUGGAAAAGGGAUUCAAUACUGAGUCAGAGUAUGCGAAUCGGCCCCGCGCGUUCGGGCAAAGCAGGGGGGAUGAAAUUAAGCAGUGUCAAUAGGAAUGAAGACAUCAAGGAGCAACAAGAGGCCGUGGAUAUCAUUAACAUGUGGCGGGAUCGUGCUUCCUUAUUCAACUCCGUCGUUCAGGCAGCAGGGAGGCGACCAGUGCAGGUUAUCCCCAACAACACUCGUGUCAUAAUCGCUACAGCCAGUCAGGGAGCCUUAAAGGCCCCACACGCGUGUGCCCUUUGUGGACUAAAAAGGGACGAAAGGAUACCGAAGGUGGACGAGAACGUGGAGGAUAGCUUUGGCGAGUGGUGGACAGAACAUUGGGGUCAUACUGAAUGCAGACAAUUCUGGGAGGACAACAAGGGUUCUCUCGGGCAGCGAUGAAUACUAAUUCACUGUUCUAGUUGCCCUGGCUAUUCUGGUUCAAGUCGGUCCUCCCUUCAAAUUGCGCGAUGCAGACUAUUCAAGAGAUAUUCGGCCGCCAAAC